AUAAUGACUGGCAUCAAAUAACGCAAUUGUAAUGUGGAAAGAGGGCGGGAGGAAUAUUUGGACCAAUAGAGUGGCGGCACCUCGCGAAGCGCCAAUCAGGGGCGCGGGAUUUGAAAUGGUGGCGGUUGGCGGGCGGCGCGCAGCGUUGGGCGGCGGAGAGGCGGCGGCGGCGGGGAGAGAGCGGCGGCAAUGAAGGCGGCGCGGUUGCAGACUCCUAGACGGCCAGUCAAGAAGCCAUCAAAUAACCGCCCCAAGGAUCCAGUUGGUGUAUAUUGCCGUGUUCGACCACUCACGACAAGCGAUGAUGCAUGUUGUGUUGAAGUUAUCAGUAAUACCACAAUACAGCUUCACCCUCCUGAUGGGAUUAAAGUCAACAGAAAUGGAGAAUUCAAGGAGAUGCAGUAUUCUUUUAAAGAAGUGUUUGGUGCCUUUACAACUCAGAAGGAACUAUUCAAUGUUGUUGCACAGCCCCUUGUAGAAGAUUUGAUUCAUGGCAAAAAUGGUUUACUGUUUACGUACGGUGUUACUGGAAGUGGUAAAACACAUACAAUGACUGGAUCUCCUGGAGAUGGUGGUCUUCUGCCUCGGUGCUUGGACAUGAUUUUUUGUAGUAUUGGACCAUUUCAAGCAAAGCGCUAUGUUUUCAAGCCAGAUGAUAAGAAUACAAUGGAGGUGCAGAAUGAAGUUGAUGCUCUGUUGGAGCGUCAAAAAAGAGAUGCCCAGCCAACUGCAACUCCAAAGAUUGGGUCCUCCAGGCAGAGAAUGGAUCCCGAGUUUGCUGAUAUGAUUACUGUGCCUGAACAUUGCAAGGCUGAGGGAGUCGAUGAGGACAGCGUGUAUAGUCUAUUCGUUUCGUAUGUUGAAAUCUACAACAACUACCUUUAUGAUCUGUUGGAAGAAGUACCACCAGACCCAAUUAAACCAAAACCUCCACAAUCUAAAAAUCUUCGAGAAGAUUCUAACCAUAACAUGUAUGUAGCUGGUUGCACUGAAGUAGAAGUGAAGUCAACAGAAGAAGCUUUUGAAGUCUUUUGGAAAGGCCAGAAGAAACGACGUAUUGCUAACACAACAUUAAAUCGAGAAUCGAGCCGUUCACACAGUGUUUUCAUUAUCAAGUUAGCACAGGCUCCCUUGGAUGCUGAUGGGGAUAAUGUCCUUCAGGCAAAGGAUCAGACAACUGUGAGCCAACUGUCCCUGGUGGACUUGGCAGGAAGCGAGAGAACUACCAGAACAAAAGCUGAAGGCAACAGGUUGCGAGAGGCAGGGAAUAUUAAUCAAUCGCUGAUGACUCUAAGAACUUGUAUUGAAGUGCUAAGAGAAAACCAAAUGUAUGGAACAAAUAAGAUGGUUCCAUACAGAGAUUCAAAGCUCACACACCUCUUCAAAAACUACUUUGAUGGUGAGGGUAAAGUUCGGAUGAUUGUGUGUGUCAAUCCCAAAGCAGAUGAUUAUGAGGAAACUCUGCUGGUCAUGAGGUUUGCUGAAAUGACUCAAGAAGUGGAAGUAGCCAGACCCGUAGAUAAACCUAUCUGUGGCCUCACUCCAGGGCGCAGAUACAGAAACCAGGCUUUCAAAGAAGAAUUGACAAGAAAAUUAGAACUGAGAGGAGGCCCCAUUGAUGGAGACCCAAAAUUUACAGAAUUUAUUCUACAAAGCUUUGCACCAUUGCCUUCGGUUGAGCUAAUGGAUGCCAAUGAUGAGUAUACAUUGCCACGACUUAUAGAGUGUUUGGAACAACGGCAAAGAGCACGCCACCUGGCGACUGAGGAGGUGAAGAAAAUUGUGAACACUAUCAGAGGGAUGCUUCAAGACUGGGACAGCAAUUUCUCUGUAAAGGAAAACUACAUACAAGAUCAGCAAGAGAAGCUGCUGGAAAAAGAUCGGAUUAUAAGUGGGCAGAAGUCAGAGACUGAGCGGCUGGAGAAGAAAAUCAAAACUUUGGAAUACAAGAUUGACAUAUUGCAAAAAACAGCAAAUAUCUAUGAAGAAGACAAGCGGACUUUACAACAUGAAUUGGAUGAGAGAGACCAAAAACUGCACAGAGAACUAUCGGACAAACGGCGCUUGGAGCAGAGGAUGCAAGGAGUGGUGACUGAUACAAAGAUGAAAUGGGAGAAAGAAUGCGAACGUCGAGUACAAGCCAAGCAACUCGAGAUGCAAAACAAGCUUUGGGUAAAAGAUGAGAAACUUAAACAGCUGAAAGCAAUUGUUGCUGAGACCAGAAUGGAAAGGCCCGAGAAACCAGAAAGGACACCGAGGGAAAGGGACCAGAAAGUACAAGUACGCUCAGCAUCCCCACCUCCAGUUCCUAAUGCACCACCUGUUCGCCUACGCCACAGACGGUCACGCUCAGCGGGUGGGGAACGAUGGGUAGACCAUAAGCCAGUUGGUAGCAUCGACAUAGACACUGUCCUCCAGCCACACAUUCCCAAUGCCAUCACAGUGGCAGUGCCAAAUGAAAAAGCUCUGGCUAAGUGUGACAAGUACAUUUUGACACAUCAGGAGCUUGCAUCAGAUGGGGAGAUUGAAACCAAGCUCAUCAAGGGAGAAGUAUUCAAGACCAGGGGUGGUGGCCAAUCAGUCCAGUUCACAGAUGUUGAGAAGCUGAAGCAGGAGUCCCCUGCUGGUACAAGGAAACGUAGGUCUUCUCCGUCAGCUCCUCCUCCAGAGGAUACGACAGAAUCUGAAUGGACAGAUGUGGAAACAAGGUGUUCUGUUGCUGUAGAAAUGAAGGCAGGCAGCAGCCUUGGACCUGGAUAUCAGCAUCAUGCUCAACCAAAGCGCAGAAAGCCAUAAAUGCCAAGUGUAAAAUUCAUUCUGUGGAAGACUACCUGAAGCAAUAUUGGAAAGUUAACACUGCAGGAUAGAUGCUAUGCAAAAUUUGGGUGCUUGUGAUGCCAACAAUGCUGUAAAACAUUUUGAAUUCGAGCUGUAGUAAUUUUGCUGACGUGUAUAUUAAAUAGUUGCGUGUCCCUUCAUUGUAUCUUUUCAAAUUAUGCAUUUUAUUGUAUGUGGGUCUUUUCCUCACUUACAUGAGGAUACAAUUUUAUACCUCUCCCAUGUCAAAUAAUCAUGAUCUUUUGUUUUGAAAUGUUUCAACAAUUGAUCAAUAUCAGUGAAAAUGUGCAUUUUGAGAUUGGAUAUAUUUACAAAAGAACAUACUAGGAAAUUCAGCUUUGAAGCAGCAUCAUCCUAUUGUGACACUUUGCCUCUUUUUAAAAGAAAUAGGAUAAUGCUUGCCAUGUAUAGUUUAGGAAAAGUCCACAUUAAUCACCCAUAUCCCUGGAUAAAUCCUGGUAUCUCAUGUUUUGAGCUGCUGCUAUUCAGUUGAGAUGAUGCACUUUAGAACGAUUCCCUUUUUGUAUAAAUGCACAUCAGCAUCAAGGCAACAUCUUUCUGUACUGUUGUACCAUAAGCUUUUCCUAAGACUAAUAAUUUUGUUAGAAUUUAUAUUGUAACGAGUUGAACUAUAGAUUUUUGUUAUAACAUCUUUUUAUCUGAAGUGGCACUUUUGUAAGUGUACUUUCUACCAUCCAAAAUAUAAAUGGUAAAUUCAUUUUUCAUUAAAAUUGUUCCUGGCGUAACAACAUGUAGAAUUUUCUGAAAUUAUUUCUCAGACAGAAAAGAGAACCUCAGCUGUUAACCUGUGUUCGAACAUUUAUUUUGAAGGGAAAUGCAGAAUUUUUUUUUUUGUUGUCUUGUGCAGCUUUUCAUCCUUCCUGGCCUUUGCAUGUAUUGUACUGAUGUAAAAGAAAAUUUAAUUACCUGCAGAUUGUUGCUAUAAUGCCUUUCCACAGGGGUGCUAGUGGAACGCAUCAGAUCAGAAUUUUAGUUGUAUGUAACUCCGUUCAUAACUGACCAGCAGUGUUAAAUCUGCCUUUAAUAUUGCAAUAGUUGAUUUUUAUCUGUUGUAAGCUUAAAAUAUGCUGGGGUGUUUUUGACAAUUGCCAG
This is a messenger RNA of Pristis pectinata (smalltooth sawfish), 3951 nucleotides long. RefSeq names its product kinesin family member 23 (gene kif23). Gene Ontology annotation, molecular function: microtubule binding; microtubule motor activity; ATP hydrolysis activity. Gene Ontology annotation, cellular component: microtubule; nucleus; kinesin complex. The transcript is spliced from 22 exons. The record is from RefSeq and is a predicted model, not a curated record. Lineage: Eukaryota; Metazoa; Chordata; Chondrichthyes; Rhinopristiformes; Pristidae. Gene Ontology annotation, biological process: microtubule-based movement. Bases 190 to 2796 code for a protein of 868 amino acids.